Molecule: messenger RNA, 2370 nt
Organism: Cryptosporidium ubiquitum
Lineage: Eukaryota; Apicomplexa; Conoidasida; Eucoccidiorida; Cryptosporidiidae
Product: retinitis pigmentosa GTPase regulator-like protein
Exons: 1
Coding region: 1-2370 (789 amino acids)
Source: RefSeq, a predicted model, not a curated record
AUGAAACUCUAUAUAUUGUUUUUUGUUUUUGCACUCAGCAUUUUAUUAAUUGGAAGGCCAAAAAUAGUUGAAUCUAGCUCUUUUGUAAGUAUUCAGGGUUCACCAAAUAAAAAAAGCAGAAGUGGAAUUUUUGGUAAACUCCGCGAUCUUUUUAAGAGAAAUAAGAAUAAAUCAAAAAAAGUAGAAAAUGAAACUACAACUGAUUCAAAUUAUGCAAAAAACGACUAUGGUAACUUCCUUGAUCAAUCUGAAGCUGAGGAUUCUGAAGAUUCUAAAACUCAAUACUUAGAUACUAAUAAAGAUGAGGCUUCAUCUGGUUUCUCAGAGGGAUCUUUAUAUCCACCAGAAGAACCCGAAAUCUUCCCUCAAGACAAAGAUUUAGGUUCAGAAGAAUCAAAAUCCGCUCCACCACCAGCACUUAACCAAUUUUCUGAGGAAAGUGCAUCUUUUGCAGAUUCUGAGCAGCUGAAACCUCAAGAACUUAUUUCAAUUUAUGAAGAUGACUACGAAAAUAACAGAAUAGGUGAACCAGGAUUACACAAGGAUAUUAAAGAAGAAUCUGAAAAGAGCAAGAUUUCAGAAAUUGAGGAAGAACAAAAGCCAUCUGUCUAUGAAAAAUCAGUGGAGCAGGAAGAGUCAACCAAAGCCGAUGUUUUGGGAUCUUUGGAUUCUCAAAUACCAGAAGAAAUUUCUUUACAGGAGGGUUCGGCCAAGAGUCUCCAUUCUUUGGAAAAGUCUAAAUCUGAUAUUAUUGAAGAUAAUGAAAAAGAAAAUGAAGAGUCUAAAAAACCGAAGUUAGAUACGACUUCUGGUGAAGAAAACCACUAUGAUGCAUCUUAUGACUCCAACUUGGAAGAAAUUGAAAAGUCAAUUUCGGAAUAUAGAGAUAAAUUUAGCGAAAACUUUUCUGAUGAACUUCCACACGAAACCUAUGAUAGGUUGUUAAACGAGGCUUUGAACCAUGAAUCUCAAUCAACUUUAUCUUCUGAAAAAGAAAAGAGCUUGAGAGACGAGGAGAAUUUUGGUUCUGAAAGGUCCGAAAGCAGUUCAACCAUACCAAAGAAAGAAACUUCAGAGAUCGAGAAAUAUUUGGAGGAAACAGCUAAUGCUAGAAUGGAAGAAAGUGAAGCAAGUACUGCUGAUCCGGAGGAAAGGGAAACUAUAGAUUUGAAUGAGAGCUCGUCAAAAUAUGCCUCUCAAGGUGUCACUGAAGAGGAACCUGAGGACUUAGAAGACUACUUAGUUGGAGUUGACAUCAAGGUUCCAAUGAGUUCCGAACAUUCAGUAAAAAGUGAUAUUAAAAGUGAUCAUAUUUCAACAGAAUACGACAGAGAGAAAACUAAGAGUGCAACUUCACCUCUGCAGGAACAAGAACAAGAGCUAGAAUCAGAGAAAGAAUCUGAACAGGAAUUUGAAGAAGCUUCUAAAAGUGCUGAGGAAAGCACUCAACCUUCGGAAAAAUCCACUGGAUUUAUUUCAAGACUCUCAAAUUCUUUAAGAAAUUUUAUAAGUUCUUUUGGGGAUUCUAAAAAGGAACCAAGUGUGAGUGUGAGUAAAAAAGAAGAAUCCAUACAGGUUCCUUUUGAGGAAACACAGAAACCGAUUGUUGAAAGCUCGGAAAAAGAAGAAAUUGAAGAGUCUGAAGAAUUACCAGAUCCCAACAAAAGCAGAGUAAAAAUGUUAAUUGAACGUUUUGAGAGAGAAAAUGCGCGUAAUAUGCCUGUUCCAAUUGGCGUUCCAAGAAAUAGGUUAGGACUUAGAGAUACAGAAAGAAAUACUCCCAAAAAAAAUGUGGAUAGCCUAAUUAAUUUUUUCGAAGCUGAAGACAUAAAAGCGAAAGAAGAGGCAAAAAGAUAUCAGGAAAGCAAGCAAAAACGUGAAAUGAGUAGAGCUGAAAGUUCCGUUUUACAAUUACAGGAAAAUCCUGAAGAGGAUUUGGGAGAGAUUCAAACGGAAAACACGAAAAUUGAGGAAAGUCCAGAGUCUGGCGAGGAGAGAGAGGCGGAAAUUAUGAGGAGUAUUAAUGGUGAGCCUUCGUCAGAAUUAUCUAAUGUUGGAUCUGAAACUUCAGUAGUUUCCCAAAACUUGGAUUAUGAUGAGUCUCAGGAAGAAUUAAGCUUGCCACUUAUUAUUCCCAGUAUAGAUGGACAACAUGAAUUAGCGGGUGGCCUCAUUUGGGCCCUAGGGGUUGGUAAGUAUGUUUGUAAUUCCAAAACUUCCCCUGCGAAAUUCAUCUUUCCACCGCUUUCCAGCAACGUAUUGGUUUCCGCUCCAAACCAAGAACAAAUAACAAAGUUGCUACAGCUUUCUGGAAGUGAGGUAUCAGAAAUGAUUGCAGAUCUGGUAUCAUCUGUUCUAAAUCAAAAUUGA